AAUAUUGAUUGAAUUAUGUUCUGAAAAAUUCCAAAGCUGAAGACAAUACAUUACAUGUCUUUGUACUUCUUUUGUAUAGUACUUUAACAAAAUGAUUAUUCAAAAUUAUUCAGACGUACAAGAUGGUGAAUAAGUAUGUGGUAAGGACUAGGAUGAAUAUGCUGGCAAACAUUCCGACACGUUACGCAUAAUGAACAGCAAGGCUAAUGCUGUUUGCAAAACUGUUGCUGCACGAACUAGCAAAAACACAUUGGAAAACAAGCAACAAUUGCCUCCAUCUGAACCAUCUUCUGAAGGUCUUAUUUUAUAUGAUAAUUGCAACACUUUAAUAGAAGUUUGUGUUAAAACUAAGGGUCGUAAACGUACAUCAACCAUGGUUAGCAGCAGCCCACCUAGUCAUAAAGGAAUAGAAGAGAAAAAACGACCUGGCAGUAGUGGUGAUUCUCACCAAAGUUGGGGUGGGAUUUUAAGAGAACAAAAUCGAGCUGCUAUAAAGCAAGGUUUGCAACAGUUAACUAGGAGAGCUUCAGCUUCAAAAUCAUCAAAAUGUGGAAGUGAGACUAAAGAAGUAAAAAAGCAUUCCUUGAGUCAUUCAAAACACGAACAUAAACAUUUGGAUGAAAUCCCUGUGAAGCAGUCAGCUUCUCAAAAGAGGGUAGAAGAUCAUAUGAAAUCCACACCACGUACCACGAUUCCAUCAAGUACAUCGAUACCUAGUACUAUGGAAUCUAUAAUAGUCUGUGACAAAGGUGUGCAGUGUGGUGGAAUACUUGAUUACACUGAUGAUAAAUAUGGUGUAUUAAAUCCGGUUCGUACAUUAAACUUUCUGAUGACAGAAUUAGUACAUUUAGUCAAGGAUGAAAGAGCCAAUCAGAUUUUGAACGAUAUGGAACAGAUAUUAUUCAGAAUUCCUAUAGAAGCUGGAAAACCAUCUUCUGUGGAUCUAGAAGCUAUUGCCCUUCGUACAAAAUUAGAAGCAACCACAGUUCAGUUGGAAGAAACAAGCAGAGAAAUGAAUACAGUGUGUGAAACAUUACGUAAGGAAAGAGAUUCUUUACAGAGACAAGUUCAUAAACAAGUUUUGCUGUUAAACGAAUCUCGUGAAACGCAGCUAGAUUUAGAGAGCACUAUAAAAACACUGAAGCAAGAAUUGGAAGAAGCGAUAAAAACAGCCCAAACUAGAGAUAAAACAAUAAGCGAAUUAAAAAAGGAAAUUAAGGGAUACGAGUUUUCGCAAAAAGUUAUAGCAGACUUGAGGAUUAAUUUAGCCGAACAAACGGAACUAGCAAGGCAAAGAUAUUUGGAAGUGCAAUACCUAACUCUGGAAAAAGACAAAUUUUUCACGUUGUCUUCAUACAAAGAUUCUUUAUUACUUGAGCUUCGUAAUGCAGUCAAAGAGUUGCAAAAUCACAUUGCAGACCAGUUAAAUGGUUUAAAGGAUAUGUAUGUUCACGAAGAGAAUUCAAAUCCACAAAUUUCAUUAGUACAAGGCGGUCAUGCGUGUUCAUCGCCCACUUCUUUAUCUUCACGCGAUUCCAAUGUACCUACUUCUUGGCACGAUAUGUCAGAUGUUUCUUUAUCGACAGUGGAUCAUGAUCCACCUAAAAAUGGGAAUAUGAACAAAUUUACACACAAAGGGGAUAAAGCGAUAACAGCUUCGAGUACUCAGAUCAAAAGUUCGGAAAAGAACAUUAGGGAACUACAGGCUAAAGAUUCUGUUAAUUUAGAAUUUAUUAGCUUACCGGGAGGAGAAUCUUCGCACACGCUUUUACCUUCUUACAAAGAUCUUGGUUACACAGAAUUUAGCCAGUCUGUUAACAAGGGAAGGGAAGACGUAGAAAGAAAUAAUAGUUUACGUAAUUCCAAGGAUAAAAUAUCGUCAUCGGAACACUUAAGUUUGCCUCCUGAGAAAGAAAGUCAUGUAAAAGAUCCAUCUAAGUCUCAACAAUCUUUCGAGUUAAAUAAAAGACAAAGUUGCGGGAAAGUGUCAAGUUUAACAGAAGACGUGUUCACUUUAAAAAACAAUUUACCUCAUAAUUUAAUAGGGUCUAGUAUAACGGAACAUUUUCAAAAUAUGUUUCACGAUAUCAGGGUUCAAAGUAGGAUGCCGGUUAACGUACCAAGUCCGCCAAGGAAUUAUCCUCAUCCUGAUUGGAGCGAUAGUACUUUACCCAGUAUUAGUACCGCUUCAGAAUUAAAUGUGAUACAAUCGAACGAUACUUAAGAUUAUAUUAACUCUUUUAGCAAAGUAAUAUGCAACAUCAUUACACAAUUUAAAUUAUUUUUUAUCUGAAAACUCAGUUAUAACAAACAUACAAAUCGAUUUAUAUUUUUGUGAUCUCAACGAUUCAACAGUAUAUUUUUAAAUAAUAAUUUACAAGAGAUAUACAUAGUAUAAAUUGUAUCAAUUUUUUGGCUCAAAAUGUAUUUUCCUACUAAUAUAUGGUGUAUAUAUAUAUAUAUGUACGUGUGUGUUUGAUUUUGAUUUGUACAAGUUACAUUAUCGAUUAGAAAAGAUGAUACAGGAGGUGUAAGAAGUUGCUCGUAACGUAAACGUUACAGUCGUUAAUUGUACAUAAGCGAAGAGAAUCCUUCGAAGUAACACAGCGGUGUUAAUACCAAAGCGUAUAGCGUGGUAUCGUUACUUAAAAUAUGAGACAAAAGGAAAUGGAACUUUGUAUGUUGUCAACGAAUACGAUGAUGUAUUUCAUUGACGGUGUAUAAAAGAUAAUAUAAGACUGGUCAUUUCGAAGAAAUAAUUUAAUCGAUAUUUUGACGAAUAAAUGGAGAGACACGUUCGCUCUUAAUAAACGGUUAUUUUUUUUUCAUAUUCUCACUCUUCCUUUAACAAAUUCAUGCUAAAAAACCAGAAGGACACGAUAUAAAUAUGACAUGAAAAACCAGAUGUAUAUAUAUAUAUAUAUAUUUUUUAUCACAUAUGUAUAUAUACAAGUAAAGUAUAAUACUUAUAUUUUGUAAGUCUUAAUAGGAUUAAAAGGGAACAUUUUAGUACACGUAAAACAUUCAUCAAUUUUGCGUAAAGACGUCUUGAAGUACACAUACAUGUUUCCCAGUAAGCGUGUACAUGUAUAUUCUCUUUUCUUUUCGAAAAAUUCGAUCGUUCUUUUUUUAUGAUUAUUUUCUUUUUUCUAGGGACCGAGAAACGUUCAUUUACUAACAACUAUCGUAAUACGAAUACAGUCCCGAUAUUCGACGCGUGUAAAAUAAGUAAUGUUAAUUUCGAAACGAUAAGGACUGUCUUCGUAUUUGAACGAUUUCGAUGAAGAUUGCGAUAAAACGUGAAAUAUUAAAAAUGUUUAUUUAUACGCGUUCGAUUUCACGAACGAACCUUCCUCGAUUUAACUUCAAACAGACUUUCACUUCAUUCUCUUAUUUUUUCUUUUCUUUUAGACACAUGGAAAAUUACAAAUUCGAAUUCUCACGAUAUUUUCAGAAAAAAAAAAGAAAGGACAUUGCAUUCGAAAAGUAUGCGAAACACUUACACUCUCGAAGAAAAUUCCUUCGUAUGCACGAAAGGUUUAAAGUUCCCUUGUCGGAUACGUAUACUUUCACGUACAGGUCAGUACGGUUUUUCUCCUUACCCGAGGUUCUCUUAAAAACAUAAACUAUUCGAUUUAUUAAUGUUUUCCAAUGGUCACCGUGAUUAACCUUAGAAACAGUUACUCUUAACUCAUGAUACAAAAGUUCUCUUAUCCUAAGAAGAAUGGUAGAAAUCGAAGACCGCAAUUAGUAACAACUUUUGAAUUGAAACUUUCGCGGUAACUCGAAACGCUUAUCGAUAUCUCGAUAGAUUCUUUUUUGUUAUUUUUACAGGGGUGGAAAUGUACAGAGCAAACGAAUUCUCAAUGGUUACCGUGAAUUCGAAAAAAUCUUUCGUCGACGUACAUAAAUACUUGCGUUUGUAUAUAUCUCAUUAUUUGUCGUAUGAAAUUACCAACGUUUCGGGUAAUAGUCUACGAUUAAAUCACGAAUCACAAAUGUUUCGUUAUAUUCUUUUACGUAUCGUUAUCGUAAUGACUCUGAGGUAAUUACGUAUGCUCGUAAUUUAAGAAAAAUCGGCAUUCGUUCAAUGUAAUUUCGAAUCCUUCUCGGGAAAUAUAUCUUCGAAUCUUAUUUGGUAUUAUAAAAUGAAAUUUUCGUUUAAUCCCACUUUGUGUCGAUCGUCCCUUAGAAGAUCGUGAGGUUAGUCAACAUCGAUUGCCAUUUAAACGAGCGUUUGACAGUUUGAAAGAGUAAAAGAUUUGAAACCGAUUUGCGCUCUUUUAGUUGGGCAUCGAUGUUAUAUUAUAUCGAAAGUCGUCACACGUGCUGUUUAUAUUUCGUUCAUACGCGAAGUUGGUUCGACGAAAAUAAAAUAGCUUUACGAACGCUCAGUUGACGCGGUGCGAGUUUCGAUUCAAACUCGAGUACAUUUAUACAAUCUCAAAUUGCGUUUAAUCGUGCCAAGUCUCGUGUAUGAAAAAUUUGUAAACGGAAAAAAAGAUAGACAUGAUUUUAAGAAUCUUCUUUCAAGAGGUGAUUUAACGGGGAAAUAUUAAAGAUGCAACAAACAGCACAUUGACAACCCUCGUACCGCGUAAAUAUGUAUACUUGUGUCUAUGUGUAGCGUGUAUGCGUGUGUAUGCACAUAACUGUCUUAACACAUACGUACGUAUUUUCACUUUCACUGCCGAAACCUUUGAUUUUUAUUGAAAGUCACGCGAAUACAACGAAAACGUACAAUAUACGAACGCAUUAAUAUUUGAACGAAUCAAUUCGGAACGCUUCGUUUUGAUUUUCAUUUUGUUACCAUUUUCGCCAUUUUGUUUAAAUUGAAUUAUAUUGGACAAUGCUUUAUUUUGAUUUACACAUUACGCCUUUAUUUUUUUCAUGAUCGAUGGGAAAGAAUAAUAGCAAAACAUGAUUGAAAUAUUGCGCACAAUAUGAUCACAUAAAGAUAUCGUGUUUUGUAUACGUGUGAAACGCUCGACGUUUAUACAAUAAUAAUAAUAUCACUAGCGUAGACUGUCUCCGUUGUAUCGUUUCUAAUUGCGUAUAUUACAAUAAACGAUCGUCGAGUAGAAAUCGUAAAAUCUUGAGUGAGUCGAUUAAAAAAAUGAAUCCUAGCCGACUUCUUCAAUAUCCUACUUAAAUAGUCUCAACUAUGAAAUAUGCUUGAAUAUAGCUCAGAUAUCGGAAGUGAUAUAGUGGGCUGUUGUAAAAAUAAAAAUUUAACAUUUGUCAUCUUGAGGUUGCAUAUGGAAGGACAUGUUUUAUUGUUUAUUGUACGUUAUAUACUGCUUUGUUCGGUGUAAAAAUAUAAAGCAUUUCGAUUACAGACUUCGUAUGUACGGGCGUUGCCAUUGUUACCGAAUUAAUCGGCAGUUAUUUACGAUAAUCUCUUUCUUGUAUUUUCCUUGAUGCAGGGUUGCACUUGUCACAAAAAAAUUUAAAUAACUGUACUGUGGAUUAAGUGUAUGGAAAUAAAAUUAACAUUGUUCAACACGAGUCUGACAGUGUCAUUUUUUAAUGAUUCCUUUUAAGGUUAGGUACCUGCUAAUUUUGAAAAAUGGCCGAUAACUUGUAACUGCGAGCGGGAAAUAAAUCGAUAUAAGCAAAUAUUAGUUUACGGUCGAUAGCUUGGUUCGAUACUUCUGUUGCAACGAGUAGCAGACUAUCGAUACUACUGAUUCAAUAUCAAGUAAAUAUCGAUAGUUGGAAUUCGUUACCGAGUAGACAUCUAUAUUUUCUUACGAUAAGAAAUAAAAAGAAGUUUCGAUUUAUUUCAAAUCAUGAACAAUAACCGAAGACAACCAUCAUUAUUAAAAAAGUGGCGUGUAUGUAACGAAAUAAAAAAAAAGGAACGCGAAUAAAAUUGAUUGAUAGAUCGAAACGAGAGAAGAAAUUGUAAAAAAAAUGUGUAACAUGUCGGUGCAACCCAAUUUCAAGAAACAGUCUCUAACUCUCUCUCUUUCUCUCUCACUUUCGUUCAUCUAACAAUGGCCCAGGCUAUGGAGUUCAAUAAUUGCUUUUAUGUGGCAAUGAUAACAAUAUGCGUGUAUAACAAAUGUACUUAGAAACGGUUUCACUUGUGCUAUUACUGCUCUCUGGCGAUAAAAAUCAGAUAUCAUUGUUCAACUGUUGGCUCGUAACAAGGGGUUGAGGGGGGUAGAGUUUGUUGCUCUUUUACUGCGAGUUUAUAAACACUAUACACUUCCUGAUUGUGCGCCCAAAACAUGGCAUACGGACUCGUGAACAACGACGACUGGUCACAGUCCGUCAGGCGCCCAACAAGACACGCGUUCAACUUAAUUUAUACAUAUUUCUUACAGUUAAACGUGUUCAUUCGAUAAAUCUACAUACAUAUACGUAUUACGGUGACCAAACUCUGCCUCUUUUAGAUACGCGUACAUUUAUUUAGAAUUUAUUACAAUUACUUUGGAUCGCGGACGUUAGCGAAGUGGAUGAAACAAGUAAUAAAUAAAGCACGGUAAAUCUGCUGUAAAUUAUAGUAAACGAAUACGACGAGAUUCGAUCACCAGCGGUAUAUAUACUUAUUCGAUGCAUCCACACGCUGAUUCGAUAAAUAAGUAGAUUCGCGAGUAAUCGAAUAAAAAUUUUUAAACGAAAGCGAUCGAUAAAUUUACCGUGGACACAUUGAUUAAUAGACGAUUUAUCGAAUUAACACUCUCACUGUUUUUACAUAUUCGCUAUUUUCUCUUCUCUUCCUUUCAUUUACUUAAAUCCGAAGAACGUUCGUGUUUCUUGUAUUGUAAAAUUAACGAACCUGUGGUCCUGCAUAUUUAAAGAUUCCCAUUUUUUUUUUUGUUAACUCUUUAAACUGUUUCUUUUUCCUUUUUUUGUUUGGGUUUCUGCGUAUACCAAGAGAGAUCCGCGCAAUAUAGUAUCGUGAUUAACAUCGACGCAUAAAUAAAGUCUUCGUCUUUUUGUCUUUUUUACAUUUAUUUACCAAAAACACUAAUUCCCACGCUCUCAAGUCUCGAUAGCUUGGUCUCCGUGUCGUAUUGUUCUCGGUCUUUCGUAUACCGGGUGCCGCGAAAUCAGUAUCACCCGAAAUAAUUCAUCAACGACGACAAACACGCGUGUAAGAUAUUUGCGAUCGUUUAACGUGAAAUAUCGUGGCACAUUUACUUCGCGACACUCUGUACAUCGUAUACAUAUAUAUUAUAUAUAUAUUUUUUAAUUUGCGUUUUCUACCAGCGAAAAUGGACAUUGAAAAUUUCGUAAAUUUUCUUUUUCUUAUCAUUAUUCCUUAUGUUCGUUUCUCGAUCGAUGUAUCCCAAUACUUUAUUGCUGUACAGCGCGUAUAUAUACAGAUAUAUAUAUAUAUACGUAUAGAAAUAUUUUUGUCGUGCAUUCUAAAAACGUUACGAUUAAUCGUAUCGAAACCGUGAAGACAUGAGAUCGAAAAAUCGAUAAAGCUCGAGGAAAUCAACCGAAAGAAGACGUGACUGUAUACGUGUAUACAUGUAUGUACGUGUGAAAAAUUUCGUUGAAUGGACGGCUAAACGAAAAUUAGCAAUGUGUGUGUGCGUACACGUGUUCCGGAAACAAGCGUACCUUAAUAAUUAAUCAUAACAAAUACAGUCUCUAUUUCUAGUUCAGAGAAUAAAAAAUCGCCGCUAAUCUUCGUUCCAGCGAUCCACCCUUAACGAUAAUCAGUCGAUGUGUAUUUUAACCCUCGAACAGUGGAUGGCGCGUUCUUGGGUCAAAUGUUACCCGAUAAUGCACUUUUUGCACAAAUUUUUCUUUCACGAGAUAUCUGAAAUUUUAGACGUUUCAAAUUUUUCAAUCAUUCUUUCUUUCGCGGAAUUUUUAAAGACGUAUGCGGCUAUCGAAUGACCCAACACUCGCCGUCCGAGGGUUAAUUUAAAUAACGCGCGUUCGCCUCCCUUCUUUCCUUAACACUACUAUUAUUACACGAUAACAUUUUGAUUAAAUGACACGUGUCGCGACGCGUGCAAUCUCACGAGGGAAACCGUCUUAAUUAUCGAAUAAAGAAAAGAAAGAAACAGAGACGAUGAACAUCGUGGCGCGUGGAAAAGUUGAACAAUCCUCUCGCAAGACAGAUUUCAGGCCAGCACAGAAACAGCUCUUCGAUCGUUACCGACUAUCGAUUUCAACGAUACUCUCUGCAGGUGUCUGUAAAAAUAUUUCGUAAGUUUCGCGAUUCGAAAAUUUGUACAGGACGAUUCAAGAAUGACGAUUCUUCGAGCUUACGAGGGACUCGCUUAGAAGGAUAAAUGCUCCGUUUGCCAGCUGUUAACACCGAUAUCGAUCAGAUUAUUCCUCUUCGAUCCGAAGAUUCGUGUACACUUUUCAAUCAUCCUGUACAAUGUUGCUAUUCUUAAUUGAAACCUGACUAUUGUUGAUCGUUCAAAAGGAGGCCCCGGGCGAUCAAUAUACACGCGUAUUGGCAAUACUUCGGCGUUUCGAACGUUCCGGUUUCAACGAUAUUUCGGUGUUAUCGGUAAAUAUCGAGAACCACGAAACAUCGACAAUGCGGAGAUACUGAUCGGCCGGAGUCCCGAAAAGGUGGCGGUACCGAAUGAUUGGCAUAAAAAAAUGAUUGUGCGUGUCGCGAGCAAUCGAGCGUGUCAGAUUCCUCGCUGUCUGUUAUCGGUAAAAUAUAAUUCAACGUACACAUAUCAAAAAUAUGCUGAGAAUCUUUGAACCGAGGUUUGUUUGUAAUUAGUCACGCGGCGGCAAACCGUGGCAACGGUUUAGUCUAAUUAAGAAUGGAAGCAUGCUGAACGAAACCGUUUCCGUCUCGCUCGAAAAUCUUCUCUUCUCUCGGGAUUGUCACUUUCUCGCGUUCUGUCUUAUCGAAUACAUUGUCGGAACGAGUUUUCAAAACAGUCAUUAAAAUCUUACAUAUUGUUCGUACUCUCCUUUUCAUCGUUAUCACACGCACUCUUUCUUUCUUUUUAUAAGUCACACUGAAUUACGUAUUCUUCGGUAGAGCGUGGAAGAUGCUUGCAAAGUUCGGAGCACCUGCGCGAUAUUGUUCUAUGUACACAACUCUGUGCUAACAAAACGUGAACGGAAAAACAUUCAUUCAUCUUCUUCUUCGUCUACGCUACUGUCCACGAGUACUCGGCCAUCCAACAAAUACCGAAUAUUAAUCAUUUUUAAAUACCGAUUAUCUUUUCUUUAUUUUAUCCAUAACUUUCUAUUCGAUUUUCCUUUCUCCGAUUGUUUUUAUUUUAUCCGAUAGAAUCUGUUCCACGUAUUUGCGAAUUACAAUUUGUUAGAGAUCAAGAGACAAAGCGCCGAUAUGUCCAUAGACGGAUACGGAACGUCGAAAUACUCGUGGACAAUAGCGUACGUCGUUUUCCUCGACUCGUUUUUACUUUGUUCGCGUUACAAUCGCACCUCGCUACGACGAUUCUUACAUUAUUAAUACGUAUAAUUUGAUUUAGCGUGUUUGUUGCUUCCUCGCAACAACGAUCGACAUCGUAUCGCCUUAUAAAAAUUGGACCUGUUUCUUUUUUUGUCGCUUACGAUCCGCUAAUUACUUCGUCUUCGAUUCUCGCGGUAAUCCGUUCGUAUCUUCUAGCCACGUGCUAAUCGAUCGACGAUUCAUUGACGAUUUUCGCGGUUCGUACCAAUCACAACGUUCUCCUAAUUCUAUAACACGAUCAACGAAACAACGUUAGAAACGCAUUUAAGAGAAGACAAACGAUACCCCUUCGACCGACAACGUUUGCGAGAUCAACUUGCACUUGGUGUAUUAUUGUAUUGGACUAUGGUUAACUAUGCGAUUAUAAGUUGCAACGUUCGUGGCAGGCAUGACACGGUCCGCGCUUCCAUAUUUUUCGGAAAGUGAGCAAUUUGAAAAGUCGAUGUGGGAAUAGAGAAAUUUUUUGGAACGUGGUUCGCGAACCGCUCGGUCAUGCCUGUUUUACAUACGGUAACCACUGCCAUUCGCUCUUUCGUUGAGAAUCGUGUGUAUCUGUAAACAGCUGACUUUCGUCGUUAUCGUCGCGUUAUAUCACCGUCGUACGGCUACGCGUUAGAUCACCGUACACGUGUCAGAUUAAAAAGUCGAAUCGUUUGUUGCUAUUGUUCGUUAGCAAUGUUCAUAUUUCAAAUCCGAUAAUACUUCGGAACAUCGAAGCAAUUUACAUAAUUCGUUUUUAACGACCAGCCUGCAGCCAGUACACGGCGAAUUCUGCAACGAAAAGAUGGAUGGAAUAAACAUAAUUUUUGUUCAACAGACGAGACGGGUCAACACGGAUCGUUACGGUUUAAUCUCGACAGUCGAGGGGUUCGAAUGUUUCUUAAAGAAUUGGUCUAGCCUACGGACGAGAAAACAAUUUGUUAAGGCUAAGAGAAUUAACAAUGGUGUUUGUUCGGUGGAGUAUCACCAAGCCCGUUUUAUAUCUUUCAACGAAGAAUCAACGGAAACGAGCAAACGUUUGCUGUAGUCGUGCAAGUUUUUCUGCAGGAAAAUAAAUAAAUCGAAGAAUAAAACGGGCCUCGACUUCGUUAUUAAAAUUUUAUUCAUUUAUAAUACGUGUCCGCGUUCCACCCUUUGCGAGCAUUUUAUGGUUUACCUUCAAUAACUACGCUUUCACACAAUUAUCGUACUUUUGUCUUUUUUAUACACGAGACUCGCGCGGCGACGAUUUUAAUCGACAACGCGGUCGACGCGACGCGCUAUCGAGUGUUUGAACAUCUUGAUUACGAAUUUCGAGUUACCCUUCCACGUCCGUCCACAUUCGUAUGCCUUUUUCGCGUUAUAAACAAAAUCCUCUUUUUCUCUCCUUGUUAAUUCCUACGAUAGUAUUCCUUUUUCCGUUUGGAAUUUUUAGGGAAUCUGUAAAUUUGGAAACUUUUAAGUCGUCCUUUUCCCAAGAUAAGCCUAUGGAGAAGACUGAUAUGCAAAAAUUUGGAAAAUCACCCUCCGAAAGUAUUGUUCUCGCGACUGAUUUGCCCUCAUCUAACAAUAAGUACGUGCUCGCUCCGCGUUACUUCCAUUUAGAUACGCGCGUAUUUCGAGCGCAGCUUGAGGUCCCAGUUCGUGGCUACCGGUCGGCGUGGCUCGCCGCGGACUACAAAAACGUUGAGACUCCGAUUCGAAGGUCGUCAGGCGUUUCAUUGGCAGGUAGCCGGUGUGCAAGGGCAAAAAAACGGUCGGUACAUAAACAGUUUGACAGACUGGGAGGGACAAAACGCUCGGCACCGUGACCCUGCGAAAACAAAGCGUAUCGAUCACUGGCCGGCCUGAUUGACUCGUACGUCGUACCAGCCUAGCUAAUGAUCCACCAAGGACAGCCCUAGUCGCAGAGAUCGUGUUGCUGAUCAUUGUUCGCCGAACGAACAACACUUUUCGUUAUUCGAGCUAUCGAUACUUUUCUAUCUUUAGAGAACAACGCGGAGUAACCGGAGUCUCUUGCGGUUCGUUUAUCCGAUCAGUGAUUUCCGACGCUGUAUCGUGCGUUUCGUAAAAAAUAAAAAACAACGUUUCGGUCCUUCGUGGAAAUGGCCGCGAGGGAUACGCGCGACUGUUUAACAGUCCCAUUCACGACGACAACGCGCGGGAAUAAUUUUUGACCAUUGUAAAUUCGAAAAUGCAAAACGCUCGGAACAAUACGGCCAUUGUCCAUGAAAUAUUUCGAUAGAUAACCGAGACGACGGAGCGAAUUCAACGGUUUAAACAUUAGCGGUCCGUUUUCGUGGGCGAUUAACCUGUUGCUCGUAGCUUGUUUGUCGCAACGUAGAACGGUUGAUACGAACCACGAUAGAUUUAAUCGGACGACUAGCAAAACCAGCGAAUAUUAUGCGAAGCUUUCGCGUAACAAGUUCGAGAGCAAGAAGUGUCCCUUCGCGGUACACGUGUUGCCCGAACUACCCCUUAUCAUCGCCAAGGGUUCCGACGAUUACGCUGGAAUUAUGCAUGGGAUUUCAUUAAGCGCGUUCUCCGAUGCAAAUGAACAUCGUAAUUAAAGCUACGUUCAAUUUGCUGCUAUCAAAACGGGUCGAUCAAUUUCUUUUUUGAUCCUUUCGAAAUUAGCUUUGCUAUUUCAAACAAUUACUAUAACGCUGUCCAAGGAAUUCCUAAAAUAACCAUACACCGUAGAAUAAUUGUUUCUACGAUAAUUUUAAAAGCAUUAUCUUUGUGGUCAACUUGAAGUUAACCAGCAGAAGCACCAGAAAAGACACUGUUCCUGAGUUAACGCGAUCAGACCGAGUCCACGAUUUCGUACACCCAAAUUAAAGACCCUCUAAAUCGAGACAUUGUUAAAUUCCAAAAUUCCUUGACGGAGAAUUAGCCGAGUUGACCCUAAAUAUAACGAAGACAAAUUAGAUUCGUCUCCUUGGGCGCGGAUGGCGUUCGUACCGCUUUCUAGUUGAGCAACCUGCUUAGAAAGCUCGUCGGCAGAUUAAAAAAUCGAUGUCCCUGGUUAAACUAGUUGGAAUUUUCUGUCGUAGUUAAUUUAUGCAACUGGAACGAUCGCGUUUCCGAACGAGCGAUCAUUUUGAAGAACGUCGGAGCAGCUUCUCGCUGAAACGAGAAGGCGCCAUCUCUAGCGCGCCACUUUCGAACGUCGACCGACGUGCCAGGGAAUAAAAAAGUCCGACGAACGGGCCGAGAUAGCGAAACAGCGAAAAGAACGAUUAGAUUUCGCACGACGUCGAUCGACGGUUUUCGUGGUCGUUUAGCUUGUUUAGAUUUCUCCGUUAUGCGUUGCAUAAUCCCGCGGCCGGGGCCCUUGGUCGAGCAACAACAAGAAAGGGAAAGAAAGAAAGAAAGAAAGAAAGAAAGAAAGGAAGGAGCCAGUGGCAGACGGGGGCGAGGGACAAGAAAGAAAAACAAAGUUCGAGCAGGAAGUGGCUCGCGUAAAAAGAAAAGCCCCGGUAGCUCGUCCGUGGCGAGCAAGCGAGUGGAGUGGAGUAGUAGGCCAAGUGGAAGUUCCUCCGAGUUGCUGCUCUCUUCCGAGAGAGAGCGAGAAAGAGAGAGAAAGAGAGAGAGGGAGAGAGAGAGAGAGAGAAGGAUGUCGACCUUUUAUUUCGUUCGAGAGAGUAACUGUCAGCCGGGUAUUUCGCGUGGAGGCAAAAUAAAGUAUAAAGGGUGUUCGCUGCGUCGUAUAUACGCGUCCAAGUAUGGACCAACUUCUCCCACCCUGACCUCAGGAUCGUCUCGACCACGCUUCGUCCUCUCUUUCUCUGCCUAAACGUUUCUCGUCUUCGUCUCUCCGUUUCUACCAUCUUCGUUCCUCGUUUCGCGUCUGGCUUCUCUCCUCCUCGCUCUCGUUGCCACUCCUUUUUUUCUCUCUCUUUUUUUAUUCCAACGAACACUCUCCCGGCUAGCCUUGCAGACGCUUCUGGCAGACGAGGCGCGUUUUGUUCUCAACUUCCUUAAUUUCACCUUCCGGGGGCCCCACGGAUUUUCGAUCGCCUCGUGUCGUAUAAUCGAGCAUUCUAUCGCCGUGCGUCGCGUCUCUACGUCGUAUGCUCGAGCAUCGAAUCAAUUAUAUCAUCGCGCGUUGUUUUUCCCAGCCGUCCGACUAUCCGCGAAAGCUACUCGACGUUACUUCGAUCGCUGUAAUUAAAUCGAUAGAGUGGUUAAAAACGAUAGCCUUCUCGUUAUCUUUUUCGCUUUCGAUCGCCGACACUAACCACUCUACCAACGUAAAGUUAGCCUUAGUCGCGGCGAUUACGCUUCCAUCCGCUAGCCACGUCGAGCGCGGUGCAGCGCGGUGGAGGGCUUUCGAAGCGGGACGCAGCAUCGAAAAAGCAAACGAACGUCUAGUUUCGAUAAUAAUACUCUUAUACGAUCGCGAGAUCGUUCGUAUCCGUCUAGCAACGAGUACCCAUGCAUUUCCAGCGAUAAUCGCGCGAAAUGACAGGUAUCGAUCGACUACCUCUUCUGGAGGAAAAAUUUCUAUUCCGCUUCUACGUGAUCGCUUUUCGUUCGACCCACUUGUCGUUCGGCUCGCACGAAUUCGUCCAGGUGAAUCGAACGUCGUUGUUUUCGUUCCGUCGCUCGUCCUGCCGAAAUAUGGAAUAUCUCGCUGACACUCUGUAAGAGUUCCUCCUCGUUCAGACGAAAGAUCUAUCAGAUCGGUCUACUCGGAUCUUUGCGAACGAAAAUAAGCAACGCGUGCAGUGCCGCGUUAUCAGCUCCGUCGGCGAUGCACCGGUUUACCUACCGGUAGAUGCAAUCAGCGCAUCGGAAUGUUUUUUCACGGGGACUCGCAGGAUCGGGCGAGCGGAUCCUUCUUCGAGCAGGCUCCUCUUGCGCCGAAAAGGAAUUUUGCUCACGUGACCACGAGAGGACGAGUACGCGCGCACGAACCACGCGAGAGGAGGCUUCUCCUCGUUACUCCUUGGAGCCAGCGGCCGUACGAGCCGUCGCGACGAACGUCGUAGCAAGUUCGCGAACCUUGAACCCUUCUUUAGCCCGUCGACUCGUUUCGAGAGGGCCGCGUCACUGCCGAUCAUUUUCCUACGUUCGAGCCUUCUAACCCUAUUCAAUUUAUUCGCCCCUUUUGGAUCUUUUCAUUUUCGAACUCCUUUUUGGCUAUCGAAUAUACAGGUUCAGGGUCGUUUUAGAUCGUUUCAAUAAAUUUUUCUAGACUUUAGGAAUUGCUGUAGAUAUAUUACGUGCAACCAAAUACGUCCUAUCUGGUUAUUACUCUAUUUUUGAUAAACGAUGAUCAGACUAAUCUAAAAAAUGUGCAAUUCGCAUAAAAAUCAGUGAGAAAUUCGAGGACUCCAAAGGGGACGAUUCGUUUUUGAUUCGAUUCGAUUGUUGAUUUUGUUGAAAAAGUGCAACGGUGCAUCCGUGUUCUCGCAGACGUCGGUACAAUUAGGAGGUGGAACGCGAAUCGGUGACUCACGUGAGCAGAGGAAAACAGAGAUCUCCGGUGCGUGCGCGAUCGAUCCAUCUGUUGGUCGUAGCCGUCGCGACAGAGAGAAAGGGAAACGGUACGACGUGACCGCGAAAACACGAAUACCAUAGGAAUGUCACGAAAACAAUGUCGGCCACCUGACCCGCGCCCCUGUGCCUGGCCCGAACGUAGUCAGUCAGUCAGUCGGUGAGCGCAUCUGCCUCGUUCCGUUGGUCCGCGCUCCCUCGCGUCGAUUACAAGUUUUGCUGGCCGCGAGCAACGUGACGAGUCGCCAGACCCCCGACGAGACUGCGAGAUUGAGAAACGCUGUCGAAGAAUGAGACGGGCCGACUCAAGGCCGCGCCAUGGUCCCACUCCCCCGCCAACCGAGAGUCCGAGUCAAGGGCGUUCCCCCCACUACCUGCCGAGUUAUGAGUCGGGGACCCAGCCACGGUCCCCCUGGCUCUCCCUGGUUAUCCCUCUCGUUUCUCUCUGGCUCCGUCAGGGCCCCUUCUUCUCCUUCUCCGUCCAGACUCUUUCUCCGGAGUCCGGCCAAGCCCGGGAUACUCCUGUCCCUCGGCCAUUAUCCACUCUCUCUCCCGUGUUUAUCGCCCGAUUUUUUUCAACCUUACUCUCCCUUCCUUCCGUUCGUUACCGUUUUCUUUCCCCGUGCGAGGGAUGAAUGGAGACUCUCCGUGCCUUCGAUCGAAUCGAACGUUUUUCAAAUUUCGAAAUGCAUCGCGCGAUCGUUGUCCAGACCCGACUAUCUUUCGAGCCGCGUAUCGACGCCACUCGACUGUACGAAUACCGCUCGUCCACUUUUAAUGGAUCAUUCGAUGGUAGCGAUAGCGACUGGUUUCGUUUCGAAUUAUAAUUCGCCAAAAGACGAAUCCUUUUCGACACCGAUCGGAUCGAAAGGCGAGGAAAGUAGACUAGUUUCUCCGAAUUCCUAGAGCUCGUUCAAUUCGCGUAUGCAAAGAGAGCUUAUUUGUACGAAUUCGCGUGUCCAGUGGCGCGUAAAGGCUUCUCCGUUGCACCCGCGUCGUUUCGUACGUUCAUCGCGCGCUCUUCUCGUCGCUCCUUCUCGGAAGAGGCUCCUUGUUUGGGGCCGUUUCUGCGUCUCUCCUCGCCUCUCUUCUCGGGCUGCGUUUCGCGGACGGUUCUCCCUACGUUCGUGGUGUCCCGCGUGAAACGACGCGUACCGGCUCGAAGCGUUCUUUUUCUGCGUCGCUUUUUGGCCCGGAUCGGGUUCGCGAUGACGGGCUGCUCGCAGACGUCGCUCGUUCUGUCCGAAAUUCGUCGCGAAUGCGGUCACAUUGUUCGGAGAUUAUUGCGCCGUUCGAUUCGGAGAGAACGGCUGGACCGAUUCGCGUCUCGAGCCGGGUCCGCCGAUCGUCGAUAUCGUUGCGAGCGUUGCCUCCGAGAGAGGCUGGAUUCUUCUCUUCCCCGGGCAACAUUCUUCAUCCGCGUGGAGCCUCGACGGGUUUUCGGGCGUGCACGAUGAUCCAUCAUUCUUCGCGCCGUUCCAAUGCCUCUCUCGGCCGUUCUUGUCCUUCGGCUUACGUUUCGCGGCGAAUCGUGCAACGCGCCGAGUCCCGAGCAAAGUCUCUCAGAUUUUCGUGCCGUCCCUUUCGACGUUACCGCGUUUGCCACUUGUCGAAUCGCGUCCGACUCGUCGACGUUUCGAGAUCGACCGUUUAACGCGGUCCAACGACGUAAUAGCAGGGAGCCUUGCUCGAUUGCACCGUGUUUUGUGGGUUCUUGCGUUCGUUGCAACAUUUUUUUAUGAGCAAAAACGACGCGGUGGCAACGGCCAAAGAAGUUUCGCUCCGUAAUACGGUGAAGGUAUUUUCUUGACGUUCGAUGUAUCACGGUAAAUAGACUGCUGUUCCGAUGCGAAGAGGAACCGGUUCCUCGAUACCGCACGAAUAAAUCAUGCAUCGAUUAGGAGAGGAGACUGUUGCCAGUAGAAAGAAGUCGCCCUCGGGUGUGAUUGAACUUUCCAUCGUUCAGAAAUUUGUUAAUACGUUGAUCGAUUAAAUUCCCUGAUGAGUCGGGAGCUGUGCCGCCGGUCGAUCGUUCGAAUUAACCAUUCGUAGGCUAACUGGGUCGUUCGCGUCCAAGAUUCAUUUUUUUUUAGACUUUCCAAAUUUUUUGACCAACCGUGUAUCGCGUGAAGUUACGCCGAUAUUAAAUGCUAGGACAUUUAAGUAAGAUGCGGAGAGUAUAAAUCCAGAAUAAAACGAUCGUGUCCUGAACGCAUAAUUGCAAUUAUAGCACGCCUUACUACGCACAGCCGUUUUCACUGUGGCGGCAACGUUGAUCGUCACAGUGGAAAUAACCAUAUCUGGUAAGGCACGUUAUAAUAUGAAUUAUUAACGCGUUCAUUGCCAUGGCAGUUAAAUUUAAUACCGUCGAUUAACUAAAACGUGAAUGACAAUAAUAAUGCAACGAUGCAAGGUAGCAACAUCAAAAGCUGAAAUUUGAAAAUUUAAUGAUCGCGUCCUCGAAUCUCGUUAACGCUUCCCUUUUUUACGGGGUAACUUUGCGAAUACAAUUAAAAUUAUAAAAUUUUUCGAGAAAAUUUCGAACACGAUUUCGGCAUCGAGAUUCGGAUCGGUUUAAACCGUCCAGGUGAACGGACACGCCGAUGAAAUCGUCGAAGAGCGAGUAAUUACCAACCGAUACUUAUAUCUCGCGUUUCUCCCUUGUUCGCGUUCUUUUUCUUCGUUAAAAUUUCGCUGCACUCAUUCUUGCAUCACCUUUCUGUCCACGGUGGGCCACGGCGGGCCCCGCUGAGCCCAGGACUCCAUUCAAGGACACAAUAUUCAGAAACCGAAAGUGCGAUCACGCGAAAAUCUAACGUCCCGCCGAACCGGUCUAACCGGAUUCGGUUGUGCGGCUGGUUAAGAUGGUACGGCGAUCGGUGAGCCGCGUAAACUCGUUCCUCCGUCAUUUUCGGCAAUAACAACAUUAACGCACCGCUCGCGAUCGCUCGAUACAGAGACGGUCUCGAAUCGACUCUUAUCUCUAGCCGUGUCAAAGGUCCAUCCGUGAUGUCAACCACGAGCAUCGUCGAUCGUCAUCGUUCUACACCUUAUCGUUCUCAGACUUCGCUCUUCCACCACGUUUUAUUUUCGCCUACUCUCUCGUAACUGUAUUUCGAAGAAUAACGACUGGAAAUUAUUUCGGCCGAUUGCAAAUUUAUCAAUUAUUUGACAAAUAUAUGAAAAACACGAAUUCUAGAGAAACCUAAGGAUGAACCUUAGGUGAAAUAAUUCUAGACGAAGUUCAGAAAAAAUUUCGAGAAGACUUUAACGGAGAAUUAUAGGAAAACCUAGAAGAACGUAAGGAGAACUCAGGAAGAAUUCCGAAAGAUCCGUAAAAAAAUGUACGAAGCAAGGGUCAAGGGCCGGGCAAUUAAACGUCAGACAGAGUAAUCGGUUGAACGACUAUAUCAACGCGAUCGCGAUGUUUGGGUCCGUAAAUUCUGGGACCUGCCGUUCGGAUGUUCCUUUUGUUCGGGCGAACUCGUUUCAAUUUCUUCCCUUUCCUAUGGCGUUACAAAGAAUCGUAGGGUCGUGUCUCGCAGCCGUGUGUACGCCGGUCGUGAAGUUGGAAAGUCAAGUGUAGUCGCGCACCUUCUCGCAGACGGCAGCCAGAGUUUCUCAAACUCGUUAUGUCUGGGCCGUGCACGUUCUCGAAUCGCUCGAACUUUUCGAUCGAUCGACGCUUUCGAUGCAUCUCGCGUCAAAGCUUCUUCAACGACGUGAUUCUUUCCGUACGUUCGACGAUCGAUUAAAGUUCCUUGCCUCUCGCGAAAUUUCGAGAGAAUCCCGAGGCGAUCGUGGCGGAAAAUCUUAUCUCGGGGUUACGAGCUUCUUCUGGUCGAUCGUAUUGAUUUUUAAUUUCGAGAAUAUCGCUCCCCUCAUCCGUUUCCAGUUCUCGCGCGAUCCCUCGACCGAGGUACCUUUGUUUCUUCGCGGUUUAACCUACGAUAAUAAUCGUAACUGCGAACGAAGCGGUAAGAACGAGAGCAAAAGGCGAAUCGCGAACGUUUUUCCGACACUUUCGAAUCAUUCCAUUCGGCUCUGACGAAGGCAAAUGGUUUCUCUACCCGCAUAGUCGACGGAUUUUAAUGUACGAUUCCGCGUAAUGGAGUUUAACGUCUUCUUUGGUGCAGCGCGGCUGUAUUUAGCCGGUAAGUAAGAGAAGCCGAGUGUACGGGUGUGUAACCAAGCCACGGCGCAAAUAAUCCAAAUCAAGACCGAACCCGCGUUCUGACAAGUGGCUGUUCUGACGUGGCCGUGCAAAACUGGUUGCACCAGCGAUGGAACUGUUUCCGAGCCCGCUUUGCCGCUCGUUCCCAGGAUUUACGACGCGCCGAAUUUAUUCCCGGCGAAUUCGAUUCGACGCGGACGAACGUUCAAUUAUUCCUUGCCUGUCCCUCCGCUCUCGGAUUCUGAACAACGCGUCGACUCGAAUCUUGUCCCACCCGCUUUCUUUCCUUUGUCGAUUAUUAAACACCGAUCGGAAACGAAGGCUAAUAACAUCGGCGUAACUAGGUAAGGGUCAAGGUAGCCCCGGUCCACCUUCGAAACAUGGACCCCUUGUAGCUCUACGUAUAUCCCACGCUAGAAAUUUCCAAAUUCACAGAUUCCCGUAUUUUCGAAAUUUCCUAAAUCCCUAAAUUUGAAAAUUCUCCUAAAGCUCCCGUUUUCCCACAGCCUCAAAUUUUCAUAUUGUCGGAUACCGAAAUCUCAAUUAAUGCAAGGGAUUUAGCUCCGGUCGUAGUAGAAUCCUAAUUACGUUAAUGUAACGAGACCGACAGAAAGAAGUUGAAAAGCACCGAAAACGCGACGGAACAAAGUAACAGCCUUUAUACGCGAUAAGCCCGAACCCGACUCUUUCUAUUAAUUAUAACCUCGACGGUGUUCGAUGUAUCAUCGAAGUAGGAUAGGUUUAGAUUAGUUACACCGGCAGGAUUAGAUGGAUCGAAUGGAAACGAAAGGAGACAGGGAACAGGAAUUCUGAUCGGUAUCUUGGAGUGCUCGGCGAGUUCGAGGCGAAUCGGAUCCGCGCCACCGAAGAGACACUCGUCAGUCACAAAAUAUGUAUGCGCAUAUAGGGUGUACCGUGAAAUGUGAGCAAGACCUUGCUGACGCAUUCGGUACUCGGAAAUAACGAAAGAGAUCCUCGUAAACGGAUUCGAAUUUAGACGACGCUUUGUAAUAUUAAAAAGUCGAUGAUAAAACCAUGGUGUUCGUUCGAGAAAGAGGCAAUUGUGAUAAUUGCCCUUCUUUCUCUUUCUCUCGAGAAAACUUCGACUUCAUUGUAUGCAGUCUGUGGAUUCGAGCGAACUUUGUUAUUUGCGUAUCUCGAAUUCAUCGGUGAAUUUGUAUAUCGCGGUACACCGCGUGUACUCUAUUGCACUGUUUAGACGUAUUAGUAGGAACCUUGUUCCGUCGUAACUUUGCAUCUGAUCCGAACAGCAACGAGGACUGGACCUAGACUCGACCGAACUAGAAAGGAACUUAGAAAAAAUAAAUUAAACAUAAUCGUUUCGCGUAUCGUCAGCUUUAACGCCUUACUCCUUUGGAUCUAUAACGUCAUUUGUUCUUAUCUUUUUGGAAAAAUGAAUUUUUUUUAAACUGAAAACGUAACGCAAGGUUAACCUUCCAAUUUUUGAAGUACGUCAAAUCGUAAGUAAGGCGUUAAACGUCGUAGAAACGUUUGAAUUGGAUAUAAUUAAAUGAAAAGCAGAAAAGAAAGAAGCGCAAUGAAGAUUAAAAUACAUAAGAAAAUAGAUUUUAUUCAGAAUUUAUUGAGUGAUUUUGCGAGGAGGUUCUUUUGUAUGUUUUUUUUCACUAUUUUCUUUUUAUUAAAAAAAAAAGGAAAGAUAUAUCUUCGUUAUAUCGUUUUCGUUCUCUCUCUCUCUCUCGCACACACUCUCUCUCUCUCUCUCUCUCUCCCUAUCUCUCUCUCUCUGUUUCGUGAAAAUACAAUUACAAAAAAACAGUGGCUGAUUCGCGGUGGUCCGAAGAGAGAUCGAAUAGAGAAAAAUACAACAGGAUGAAACGAAAUUUUGAGCUAAAAAGAGAAACAAAUAUUAAGGAAAACAAAACACAAAGAGGUCAGUCUUGGCUCAGUGAUUCGCUGCUCUCGUUGUAAAAUAUAUCGUAUAAAAUCGUACAUACAAAAAAAAACACGAUACAAGGCAUCACCGAGACGGCGCCACGCGUACGCUCGGUGAUCGCUCGUCUAUCUUUAUUUCCUCCUUUCUUCCCUAUAUUAUUUUUACUGUUUUUCUGUAUUUUUCUUUUUUUUCGUUUUAACUCUUUACAUUUACGAUCGUGCGAGUUUCUUGUGUAUACAUAUAAAAAAAUCUAUAUAUAUAUAUUUAUAUCUUAUUUAUACGUACGAACGUAUAUAAAUAAGAGGCGAGCUACGCGUGCGUUGAAACACUAAGUACACGCGAAACGAAUCCGACGAUCGCGGGACCGAUUGAAGAAAACGGAUGGAGGAAACGCACGCGAAGAAACAAAGGGAAAGAAAACGGGGGAAUUCUUUUUUAGUCUCGAUCGCGCAGAAAAUCGUGUAUAAGCGAGUUACGCAACGGAUCAGGCGAAAUGUCGAUAGUAUUGUCUGCCGUUUAAAUUACGCCGACAACGCGAAUAACCGAGCGAAACAUUAUACGUUAACUAGAGAUUAUAGAGAUCUAAAUGUACGGCAAUAUAGCGAUUAAGAAAUGUGAGAUCUUGGAAUCGAAAUAAUGUUUCGUAAACGAAGAGAACAUCGACGGUUUAAUCGAGCGAGAAAUUUCUUUCCUUCCUUCUUCCACGUUCCCUUUUCUUGUUGUUUCGUUUCGCCCUUCGGUAGAACUCGCACAGUAGUUUUCAACGCACCGCGGCACGAUCCUAAACUGUACGUAUGCACAUCCGUAAUGUAUUGCACCUGCAUCAGCGUCCGCAUCGAGGGUUUUAAAGCUAAAUUUUGAAAACGAGAUCUCGCGGUAUGUGGUGUGGUGACGGUGUAUUCUUACGAAGAAAAUCGCCGGUUACGGGUUAACCCUUUCGCUACACGGUGUGAAGUGCGAGGAAAGAAAGGCGAGUUCCGCGUCGGAAACGCGAUAUUUUAGCUGGAAGUUAAACGGCCGCUCGAUACGAACGUUUCUGUAUUCGAAAUCAAAGUUCUUUAAAACGAUAACAGUUUCGGAAUGCAAUUUCCAUUGCGUUUCGACUACUCGGAAAUGUAAAUGCUCCGCGAUAUACUAUAGCGAGAGGGUUAACGAUAACGCGUGUAUAAAACAAUGAUGAACGGUGUGUCUUGUUCGAGAAACAUUAAAAAAACAAGAACAAAAGAAGAGAACGAACGCGAGCAGAACGUAACUACUACGUAUAAAGAGAGGAAUUGACAAGAGAAAAGAGAGACGCGUAUUACGGGUCGCGUCAUCCUGUCGCGAGGCUUGGUUCAUGUACGGAACCGCAGCCCUGAGUCUUAUCAAAGGGGGGUGAAAAAAAAAACAAUAAUUUACAUAAUCGUUAUAGGUAAUAUAUAAAGCUUAUAACCUAAUCUAUGUUGAGCAUUCAGUGGACGACGAGGAUGAUACGACCCAACGGCUACGCUCUCUACGUUCGAAAGCACACAACCGAAAAUAGCUGGAAGAGACAAGAGAAAACAAUAUUACAAAAAUUACAAUAAUAAUAGUAAUAAUAAUAAAGAGGAUAAAAACAAAAUUCGAGAAACACGGAUCGCCUUGUUCUUCCAUUCUGGUUUACGUAUACAGACGUAUGUGUGUGUGUGUGUGCGCGCGUCAUGUGGCGUUUCCGGUCGUCAGAAAACCUCGCGGACCAUUUCUUUGCUAGGCGAUAUUUUAGAGUUAAACGUAACUCGUCUAUGAAAGUUAGUUCGCUUAAGAAUCGAUAAGAAUUUUGAUCGUUCGCGAACGGAUCGGACGACGUCGACUAUCGCGAAAAACAUAGUUAUUCGAUCGACGUCGGGACGACAAUGUACCCUCCCCAUAAAGGGUCUCGGACAAGAACAGUUUCACCGAGACUGGAUAAUCCACGAACGCGAUUAUUCGUCGUGCCAUACUGUACACAUUACAAUAGAGAAGUCGCUUAUAAAUAAACAUUAGAGCAAUAACAUCGUAUACGUGUCGACGAUAACUAAUCUCGUGGAUCAUCCGACCGGAUUGUUACCCUUAUCGCGACUUUUCUCUCCGAGUCUCGUCUUCUUCUUGUUUCUUUCUCUUAUUAUCGCUAUAGUGAAUCGAUAUCACAGUACCUGUAUUGCCACCCACCCACAUUACUUUUUUUUUCUUUUUCUUUUGAUUCGACAACGACGGUCGAACGAGCGUGUUUCGUCGAUCGAAAUGGCACCACACAAGCUUCUGACGUCGUCCAACCAGUUUCGAACCAGUUCGCGACGAGUUCUGGCGACCGAUAUGUGUACGUGUGCGCGUGUUCGUGAAACUUAAAAAUAAAAAAUAACGUGUCCCUGUGGUCGUUGCCAGGAUCAGCUGGCUAUCGCGUAUUUUUUUCAAAGUACGGUUCGCGACGUGUAUAAAAUAUUUCUAUUUAUAUAUAUAUAUAUAUAUGUAUAUAAAGAUUAAACAGUUAAAAACCAAUCCGACAACGUUUCAUUUCGCGACACACUAUAAAUAAAUAUAUAGUAUGUAUACAUAUAUAUGUAUAUUUAUUUAUGUAUAUCACACGGCCGAUUUUGUGACUGCGAGAUUAAGAGUAUAAUUAAGCAUAAGCACUAGUAGUCGAUUAACAAAAUGAACAAAAAAAAGGGAGAAGGAAACGAGAGACACGAAACAAUCUCCAACAAAGAGCACGAUAAAAAAUGCGCGCGCGUGCGUGUGUGGUAAAACGAUGCCGAAGAAGUAAAGAACUCUAUAAAAAAAAACGAUACCAACCACUGCACCGAAUGCAAAAUCUCUCGCGAAAGAAACUUAAUAAUAAUUAAUAAUUAAUAGCGGUAAUAAUAAUAAUAAUAAUAAUAUUAAGAUAUGAGAUGAUAUAUCGUGUACGACGAGUUAGAACAAAUAGUAAUAUAUAAAAAAACAAGGAUUCAUUCGUAUCUACAAUUUGUUUACAACAAUUAGUCGUCUUUCUCUUUUCCCCUUCUCGUCCCAUGCCUAGCAACUUUCCUCGCGCAAAUAAAAAUCCUUCGCAGUAACUUUUGAAAAGUUGACAAUUUCUCUAAUCAUCGUCGACGCGAGUAAAACUUGAACAAAACAAAAGAAAUAAAAUGAUAACAACGUUUGCCCUGACGAUUUUAAAAAUCGAAUGCAAGACCAACCACGCUAAUUAAGAUGUUUACGCGCUAUGUUCGAUCAAUUAAUGAACGUUUUCAACGAAUGAUUGUCUUUUCGAUCUCGCGCUGCAAUGUUUGCUCGUCCGCCGCCGAACACCUAAUAAACCAAUUAUUAUUUCGUCGUCGAAUUAUAUCUCGCGGGAAAAUGGUUCUGUCACCGGGUUCGGAAAGAUUGAAUUAUCGUUUCCACGCGUGGCACGUAUUUUUCGACGAGCAACAAAAAUAAAAAAAAAAA
This is a messenger RNA of Megachile rotundata (alfalfa leafcutting bee), 24420 nucleotides long. RefSeq lists its product as uncharacterized. Lineage: Eukaryota; Metazoa; Arthropoda; Insecta; Hymenoptera; Megachilidae. Gene Ontology annotation, biological process: attachment of mitotic spindle microtubules to kinetochore. The record is from RefSeq and is a predicted model, not a curated record. Gene Ontology annotation, cellular component: Ndc80 complex.